Molecule: messenger RNA, 2308 nt
Organism: Oryzias melastigma (Indian medaka)
Lineage: Eukaryota; Metazoa; Chordata; Actinopteri; Beloniformes; Adrianichthyidae
Product: regulator of G-protein signaling 21
Exons: 5
Coding region: 739-1308 (189 amino acids)
Source: RefSeq, a predicted model, not a curated record
AAAUGACUGCAAUGUAUGCUACAUUGUAUUGCAGAAACAUGUUGCAUGUUUCAUGUUACACUCUGAUACGUAUAGGAUCCAUGUGAACAGCACCUGUACUGGAACCACUAAAAAUAUGAAAUGAAAUGAUCAGGCAGCUCCAGAACAGCCUGGAUCUCACAGUUAAAGUGGAAUCUGAAAACAUAAUUGAGGGCUCUGACAUAUAGAAACUAAAUUGAGAUAAGCUUUGACAUUAGAGAAUAGAAAUUUGUAACUAUUUUGAAAGAAUUUUUUUUUUUUUUUUAACAUUCAAGUGGUGAAAGACCUUACAACUUAAAAUUAAGAAAAAUCCUGCAUUUGUGUAACCCAAGUUUGAUUAGCUUUUGCCGUACGUUAUUUCAUUUAAUAUAUAUAUAUCUUCUUAAAUUUAAAAUAUAUUUCUACAGUACAUUUAAUUUCACACACGUGGUAAAGUUUUCCCCUUAAAUAAUCGCAACACUGCCAUUAUUUUUUUUCCUUUUCAGUGGAAGUUCACAGCUCUGAGUCAGUGACAACAGUAGGGUCUGAAUAGCAGUCGGCCGUAUGCUUAUAUUUCAGCUGUCCAAAUACCUGCACCAGCAUGCCCUCUGCGUCAUGCAACUCAUACCUUUUCCUGCCAGGUUAAGAAAGGAGUUCUGGGGGGAUUAAUCCCAUUCACUCACACCACAAAGGACUCUUCUCUUUUUAGCUCCUUGAAGAAGAACAAUCAGGAAUGGUAAAAUGCCCAAAGUCUUGUUUUCCAAGAUGCACUUUUAUGACAUAAAGGAUCUGGUGAAGCGGACCAGAAGGAUUGAUAUUGUACUCACCCGAAACAGGAGAAAGAAUGAGGUCCAAACCCUGAAAGUGAAUAAAAAGGAAGAUUUCUGCCGGUCAAAGUUAAGUUGGGAUGGUGAGCAUAAGCGCCCAUGGUCCCUUGAAAAAGUCUUAAAAAACAAAAAGUACUUAGAAGCUUUCUGCUCCUUCCUGAAGUCUGAGUUCAGUGACGAGAACAUUGAGUUCUGGCUCGCAUGUGAAGACUUCAGAACAACAGCUUCACCAAAUGACCUUCAACGGAAAGCAAGCGAGAUCUACAAGACAUUCAUCCAACCAACAGCCAGCAGAGAGAUCAACGUAGAUCACCAUGUAAAAGAAAAGAUCAAGAUGUGUUUGGAGAAACCCAGUCUUUCCUGCUUUGAUGAGGCCCAGAAACAUGUUUACCUGCUGAUGCAAACAGACUCUUGUCCCAGGUUCCUGACCUCAGAUGCCUUCCAAAGAUUGAACUUAAAAUCCAGGACCCUGUGGUAUAUUUAGCUUAAGACAACAACAACGAAGCUACUUUUCCUGUAAUGGGUUCAAGAACCCGCGUUCAGUGCUUUCUUGAACGCACUUUUAGCAUACGAUCUUCAGGCUAGCUAGACUGUCGCUACUCAAUGCUAGCACAUAUACUCAAAGUUGAAAGAGGCUUUGUGCGAACUGUAAAAGCGAUGCAAAUUUAGCUUCAGACUUCUUCUUUCAUAACUCUAUUCCAAUAAAUUGAACACUUACUGUCAUAGGAUUCCUGACAGGCAAGAAAUAAAACGCUAUCCAUACAUCGCCACCAAAUCUAAGUCCACGAUUGGUCAAAGUUCAACUGGAAUAACUUUCAACGAGCGUUUAAUGCUCACAAGUUUUUCUAUUUAGAACCCAAAAAUGGACCUAAGAUCUUGUGUAGUGGCGCCUAAACACAAGAGUUUUGAACACAAAACCCCAAAACAUGUGCUUUUACGCAGACUUUCAUUAGAAGUGGUUGCUUGAACAAGUGUUGAUCGUAGGUUCAGACUGAAUUAAGAGUUAUUUUAUACUUAGGGAAAAGCAAUCCUUGACUUAAGAAGUAUUUUUUUUCAGGCAAAAAAAUAACCUUCGCAAAACAGUAUCAAACAGUGUUUUCACAUCUACGCACAUUUUUACUAUAAAUACACGCAAUAGAUAGAAAGAAGGAAAUUGUUUAAAGAAAGGUCAACAAUGUGAGACAAGAAAGGCAAGAGAGUUUUUUUUUUUGUAGGUAUGCAAGAUGUUGUAUGUGAUUGUGUUAAGAGAGCUGAAGCUUUACUGAUAAAGCUGCAAAUGAAUGCUGUACGAGAAAUGGCAUUACUCCAUUUUUUUGUAUUUCUUGACCUUUCAACUGAAGAUUUACCCAGAAUAAUGUCUUUUCUUUUAUGAUGUCUCAACUCAAUAUUUUUGCUAUUUUCAGAACUUACAUUUGUCUGACUGGUGAACACGGGGUAUGAGUCAAGAUCAAAUAAAGCAAAGUUUCCACUGCUUGCUCAUUAAA